This is a messenger RNA of Aspergillus welwitschiae, 241 nucleotides long. RefSeq lists its product as uncharacterized. The record is from RefSeq and is a predicted model, not a curated record. Lineage: Eukaryota; Fungi; Ascomycota; Eurotiomycetes; Eurotiales; Aspergillaceae. The coding region runs from base 63 to 233 and encodes 56 amino acids. The transcript is spliced from 2 exons.
CAUCCUACAUCCCACUCGCAGUGAUUCAAUAGCGGAAACACCAAGCAAAUAAACCCCUUAGAAUGCCAUUUCCUGCGGUGCCAUUUUGGACGAUUGUUCAGGUCCUCACCGUGGUCCUUCCCACCGUCUCGGGUCUCAUCACCGACGAAAAAAACCCGGCAGGCGGCUGCUGCUCAGGAAACAGCAUCCGAAGCGGCCCGUGUCGCGUCAGAAAGUGCAGCGCGAACGCAUGAAGCCAUCC